Messenger RNA from Hypoxylon fragiforme, 2342 nucleotides. Its product is annotated as Metallo-dependent hydrolase. The transcript has 2 exons. Gene Ontology annotation, biological process: adenosine catabolic process; inosine biosynthetic process. Gene Ontology annotation, molecular function: adenosine deaminase activity. The record is from RefSeq and is a predicted model, not a curated record. Bases 239 to 1957 code for a protein of 572 amino acids. NCBI's taxonomy places the organism in Eukaryota, Fungi, Ascomycota, Sordariomycetes, Xylariales, Hypoxylaceae.
CCAUCUUUCAUCUUUCUCAACCCCAGUACGUACUGCAGUUGUGAUCACCGAUAUCUUUCUCUCUCAUAUUUAUGAACAGAUAUAUAAUCUAACCAACUUCCCUCCCUACUCGUGCUCCACCUAUGGUCUAUUUAUCUCAUUUCCUUUUGUGAGCAGUCGUCAAAUUCUCAAGUUACGACAACCCUUUCCUUGGCAUCCCCAACCCUAGAAAGGAGAGAAAAGAUAUCUAGAAAUAAACAUGAAUCAUGAGGCCCAAUAUACAGAAAAGGAGUGGGAUGAGAUCUUGCAGGAAAUACCAAAGGAAGAGGACCCAUUUAUGCAAAAGUACAUCAAGGGUCGCGAAGCCCUGAUAGAACAAGAGAAUAAGGAACGCAGUGAUGCCUCGUUCAAGAAGAGCCUCUCCCCUAUUGCUCAGCGUGCCCAUGACAUAGUGGCCCGCAUCAGGGACGAAGAAAAGAACACGGUAUGGACAGCCCAGCUAGAAGAUUCAUUGGCCCAGGAAGCCGACAGCAUCACUGUACACCCGGGCAUGAUGUUCUCCUUAUCCAAGGAGCGCAUGGAGAACACCAAACUAUGGCGUAUUGUGCGCCGUAUGCCCAAAGGCGCGCUUCUGCACGCGCAUGUCGACGCCAUGGUCGACUUCGAUUUCCUAUUCGAUGUGCUCCUCAGUACCCCUGGUAUACAUUUAUCGGCAGAUAUGUCGCUCGUCGAUGACAAAACUAGGGAGGCGUCUAAGAUGACAUUUCGCUUUUACAAAGAGUCGUGCACAGAGGGGAAUAUCUGGAGCGAUGACUAUAAACCAGAGACGCCUAUCUUACUCACACAAGUUGCCGAUGCAUUUCCCGAUGGUGGCAGGCCGGGUUUCCUAAAAUGGCUUUACGGGCGAUGCACGAUAUCGCGAACCGACGCCGUCUCGCAGCACCACGGCGUCGAUCACAUAUGGAUGAAAUUCUACAAAUGCUUCCGCGUAGUCGGGUCUAUGAUCCACUACGAGCCAAUAUUCCGCCAAUUCUUACAACGGCUCAUGAGCUCGCUGAAAGCGGACGGCAUAAACUGGAGCGAGCUGCGAUUCUCGUGGCCGCUAGACUACUUCCGGGAGGGUAGCGAGACGCCGGAGACCGACUACAGUGCCAUGAUGACCGUCAUAGACGAGGAAGUGGCGCGCUUUCAGGCGUCGGAAGAGGGGAAAGGGUUUUGGGGCUUGCGCAUUAUCUGGGCUGCGUUACGGUGGUUCCCUACACGCGAGAUCGUGCAAAACAUGGAGUACUGUAUCAAUACCAAGAUCACGCACCCACACUUAAUUGCAGGCUACGAUCUAGUCGGUCAAGAAGACGGCGGUCGGCCUCUACGUGAUUUACUACCCGAACUCUUCUGGUUCCGCAAGCAAUGCGCCGAAGAAGGCCUCAAUAUCCCGUUCUUUUUUCACGCCGGCGAGUGUCUUGGGUCCGGCAACUCUACCGACCAUAAUUUAUUCGACGCCGUGUUGUUAGGCACGCGCCGGAUCGGUCAUGGAUUUUCACUGUAUAAGCAUCCUCUGCUCAUCGACCUCGUCAAGGAGAGGAAAAUCUUAAUUGAGAGCUGCCCUAUCUCGAACGAGGUUCUCCGCCUAUGUGGGUCUGUCAUGAGCCACCCUCUGCCGGCGCUACUGGCCCGCGGCGUACCCUGCUCGCUAUGCAAUGACGAUCCCGCCAUGCUUGGCCAGGACACUGCAGGAUCCACGCACGACUUCUGGCAGGCGCUCCAAGGCUGGGAGAACCUCGGGUUAGCGGGGCUGGGCAGCCUAGCGGAGAACAGCGUGCGAUGGGCAGCGUUCGAGGACCAGACACCGGAGGAGUGGGCAAAGGACAUUAGGGAGGCGAGCAUGGGAAGCGGGAUCAAGGCACGCAGAUUGAAGGAGUGGGAGGUGCAGUGGGAGAAAUUCUGCUUAUGGGUCGUUGAUGAAUUUGGAGAGGGGUAAAAUAGGACAUGAUAAGUUUUUUUUAUUUUUUAAAAAAGGACAGAAAAGGGGGGGUUGAGGGGGGUUAGACGUGAGGGGUCCUACAUGCUGCCUGAAAACGACAUUGGAGAGGCAUCCACUGCCUAUAAUGGUUCGCAGUCCACAUGCAUUCUACAGAAGGGGGGGUAGGCAUCGUGAUAUACUACUUUACUCAAAUACCUAGUUAUGUAUCUACCCAAGAAAAAGCCUCAGUUCAAAGGGGGGGUAUGAGAGAGAGCAAGAUGGUAAGGGGGAUAGGAUGGAAGAAUAUGAAAAAUUUUCACGAAAAAUAAGAAAUUAGAAAGAAUAAAAAAAAAAUAAAAAAAGCACCCCAGGAAAAUGAAUAAGCAAAGGAGAAAAGAGCGGA